CCCAAGUAUAUGGGAGUAUUCUAAAAAGAAACAUGGACCAGUUCGAUUAGAACGAUGAACAAACAAAUGGGCCGUCUAUCCAGCAAGUAGCAGUAUUCCGUCCCAUGUCCCAGAACGCGUCCGCGUCGCGCCUCGGCGCGCCAACCUCCGCAUUUCAUCAUCCAUCGCUGCUCCCGUCUGACCUCCCCAUCACGACCACAGCAGACAUAUCCAUCGCCGCAGCGCAUUUGUCCACCAUCGAUAUCCCCUUGAAUUCGAUACCCCCCAGUAUUACAGCGAAUAUCCAAUACCACAGACAUGGGCCUCAAGCGCAAGCGCUCCACAGACUCUUCCCCCAUUUCCACAUCCUCCAGCCUCGCAUCGCUAUCGUCCGAUUCGCAUCCGCAGACCCCCUUCCCCUCCGCAUAUCCCUCCGCCAUGGACGCCGAUUCCUGCUCCAAAACACCCUUUAACUUCAACGUCGAGUGGGGAGCUCGGAAAUCGGCUUGGGAGGCCGCCGACCUGGGCUGUCGGACGAGGAAACGCUGGCGCGACAAUCGGCCUGAUGAGCGAGUUGUACACGAAACGACGCUGCAGAAACUCUUCGCCGCGCAGCGCAACCAACGCCAACACCACAGCCCCGAACCCAUACUCCCUCCCUCACAAGCCCCCGUCCCCACCACGCCUGCACCAGUCCAAAGAUCCACCCUCCAUUCCUUCUGGAACAUCGGCGCUCCGCCCGUCCAUCCUCCCUCUCUCAUGCUGCCCCAACACCGCCACGCCCAAGUCGCACCCUCGUCAUGGGACGCCCCUCGCUGCGCCGAGUGCGACACCUCUCUGCUCCCCAGCGAGGGUCUUGAUGGUGCCGCGGACGUCGACAUGAUGGAUCUGGGCGGCAUUGGCAGCGGCGGGGAUGGGGCCCUGGCGCAGUUUGCAUGCGGUGAGUGCGGAAAGAAUGUGUGUAGCAUGUGUGCUGUUGUGGGAGAGACGAGGUGUUGCUUGCAGUGUGCGACGUCGGGGAGGAGAGGAGGGAGGGCGUGCUAGAGUCUUUGAUUGGCUUUGAUUCAUGUCCGUCUGGCGGCGAUUGGACUUGGUGUUUUAUUGGUAUUGCAGGAUGAGUUCUAGGGGCUGUCUCUGUUGGCAUGGCCUAAAACUGUUUUGGAUGGUUGCUGUGGAUAAUACCCUGGCGCGCAUUGUGUAUCGCUAUUGGAAUGGAGUUGGAGCGUGAAAUCCAUUUCUAUGCAAAUAUUGGUACAUGUGUAUACAGGGUCGAACAUCUUGCGCAUCUAUCCACAAUC
Molecule: messenger RNA, 1277 nt
Organism: Westerdykella ornata
Lineage: Eukaryota; Fungi; Ascomycota; Dothideomycetes; Pleosporales; Sporormiaceae
Exons: 2
Coding region: 298-1023 (241 amino acids)
Source: RefSeq, a predicted model, not a curated record